Manacus vitellinus (golden-collared manakin) is the source of this 4155-nucleotide messenger RNA. RefSeq names its product solute carrier family 22 member 15-like. Gene Ontology annotation, molecular function: transmembrane transporter activity. Gene Ontology annotation, biological process: transmembrane transport. The record is from RefSeq and is a predicted model, not a curated record. Gene Ontology annotation, cellular component: membrane. Lineage: Eukaryota; Metazoa; Chordata; Aves; Passeriformes; Pipridae. The transcript has 12 exons. The coding region runs from base 44 to 1405 and encodes 453 amino acids.
UACAGGCUGUCCCAGUUCCAAGGUAUACGUGGCUAGCCAGUCGAUGCUUAUUGUGCUCGUGGGAGCUGUGCCCAGGUACCACAUAGACCAGGAGGGAAUUCCAGCGAGCAGAGCUGAGCUUGCCAAGCACAUCCGUUUUGCCAGCAACUUCACAUCCAUCGUCACUGAGUGGUACCUAAUUGACCGAGAAGCCUACAAAGUAAGCCUUGCAUCAUCCCUAUUUUUUGCUGGACUGCUCAUUGGAAAUAUCACAUUUGGCCCUUUGUCAGAUAAACUGGGCAGGAAACCAGUGUAUAUCUCAGGUCUCUUUUUUGAUGUCAUUUUUGGGUAUGUCACAGCCUUAGCUCCGAAUUAUGACAUAUUUGCAGUUUCACGGUUUUUUGUUGGAAUCGUGAAUGGUGGAAUGGCUCUUGUGUCUUUUGUCCUAACACAGGAAUAUGUAGGAAAAUCAUUUUGGUCAUUUACAGGUUCACUAACUAAUGUGACAUUUGCAGUUGGCAUUGCUGUUUUUGCUUUGCUGGGUUACUGUAUCAGAGAGUGGCGCUACCUCGCCUUGGUGUCGAACACUCCAGGAGUCUUCUUCCUCCUCCUCUCUUUCAUGCUCCCAGAAUCUCCACGGUGGCUGUACUCCCAAGGGAAAACAGCAGAAGCUGAAGACGUGUUGCAAUAUAUUGCCCUUUGUAAUGGAAAAGAAAGAUUAAAUCUAAAAUUGAAACCAAGUGCAGGAACUCUGAGGAAGGAUGAGUUGGCACCUGGAAUCCUGAACUUGGUGAAACAACCGGUCCUUCGGUGGCGAACCAUCCUUCUGAUGUACAUCUGGUAUGUCUGCAGCUUUGUGUACUAUGGACUGACUUUAAAUGCUGGUGAAUUAAGAGGAAAUCUCUAUUUAAACGUGGCUCUUUCUGGUCUUGUAGAAGUUCCAGCAUUUCCUCUCUGCAUGUUUUUCAUUGAGAAAUCCUGGUCUGGAAGACGUAAAACCAUGACGUGUUUUCUGACAUUUGCAGGACUUGCCUGUGUGUUUACCAUGUUUUUACCAACAAAUGCUAAUCUCCUCCUGGGUCCCACUUUGUUAGCUCUGUGUGGAAAAAUGAUGGUCAGUGCUGCUUUCAACAUCCUGUAUAUUUAUACAUCUGAGCUGUACCCAACAGUGCUGAGAAAUGCUGGCUUGGGUGUCUGCUCCAUGUCUUGCAGAUUUGGGGGCAUUUUGGCUCCAUUUGUGCCAUCUAUGAAGUCUCUCAGUCCUUCUAUACCGUUCGUGGUGUUUGGAAUCACUGGACUGUCUGCAGGAUUCCUGACUCUCCUUCUGCCAGAAACACUAAAUAAGCCAAUUGCUGAGAGCAUCGACAGCCUCCAGAGUCCCAGAUACCAAGUGCUUAAAAAUGAAGAGACAGAGCAAAGCAGUUAGAAGAAAACACUUGAGUUUGAGGCCUGUCUGGUGGAAAAUGAAGCCUCCACUGAGAAGAUGCUGUAACAGCUGAAGGGCAAAGUGCUGCUCCCUGUGUCUGACAGGAAACAUUCCAGGACUCAUGUAUAAUGCUGUUUGUAGCAUGUUGAACAGCUCUGUGUGGAGACACACUGAGAAGAUGGAAGGAGUUGAUCAAAGCUUGUGAGAAAAGAGCUGACAAAUCUGUGCAUUAAUUUAAUGACUUAACAAAAGCCCACUUCAGAGGUUUGGACUUCUCUACAGCUUCUUGAAGUGAAGUAUUAAUUUAUUUUACAGGACGUAAUUGCCAGCUUCAGAUGAAGCUAUGAUGUUGUAAUUGAAGUGAUGUAUAAUUUAAAAUUUAGAUGGCCUUAUAUAUUCUGUCAAGCUGGAAAUGUGAAAAGGAGCAGCAUCCUGUAUAUGCUAAUUUUCUCUGCAGGUUUUUUGCCUCUAGACUACAGUGUAUACCUCACAGUGUGAAGAGACCAAAGAUCUGUGUGGGUUGUUGGCCUUAGGUCUAGCAUAAGAAACCUGAGCAGGAGAUCUGAAAGGAGAAUAAAUGGAUUCUGUUGUGGGAGACAGCAAGUUUUUGUUGGAGAAGAUGCCUUAAAUGAAAAAUAAUACUAUAUUGGAAAAAUUGUCAGGACUUGAAGAGGUGCAUUUAAAGGAGAGGAUGAGUAACCUUUUAGACAAAGGUUAUUAAGUUCUAGCUGUACAUGUGGAAUGAGAAAUUAUUGAGCAUGAGUUAUAUAUUGUAUAAUAUAUGUAGUAAUAUAUAAUCCCAUAUAUUUCAUAUAUCAGUUGGAAAUUCUUCCUGCAAGGGAACAGUGUUUGGUUAACAGUUAAUGUAUUUACGUUGGAAUAGAUGCAUCACAACCGUUACAGAUUUUUUUUAUGGCAAACACAAUUUUGUUAUUAAAAAGACAAUUAUUUUAACAUCUGUAUUAUGAGUGCUGCUUUUUCCAGGAUGUUUACCCAGGCUUUUUUGAAGAAUACUUGUAUUGUUUUGAUUUUGGCCCUUUAUCUAAUGUGUUGAUAGCAAAAGGUUACUGCUGGGCCACUGUGUUUUGAGAAGUUCCACAGUUAAAUAAUAGUUCGAGCACCUCUGGAAGUGUGUGUGCAUUUUUACACACACCAAAAUCUGUGCUGUGCCCACAUGUGCUUUUCCAGGAGCCUGAUCAGGACCCUGAGAGGUGAAGAUCAGUUGGUGAUCAGAACAAUGCUUAGAUAAUGUUGACAUACGGGUGCAUUUCCUUAGCCUCCAGGGAUGAAGCUUGAUGACAAACAGUCUAUGGAAUGUGCUCCAAACUUUUAUCUUCUGAUCAUUUAUUUAUUAAUUCGCUUUCAUGAGGAUUAGAAUGGAGUUUGUGAUUUUUUUCUUCCCUGACUAAUAUUAACACCUUCCAUUGCAUUAACAUUUAUAACCAUAGUGACUGAUUGUACGUCUUCAAAGGAUAAUUGGGUCAGCAGGGAUAUCAUAGAGACCAAGUUUUGUUACUGUUGACUUCAAUUUUUUUAUUACAGGAAAUAAAAUUUAAUAAGAAACAGAAUGAUAUCAAGUUAUAUUCCCAAAGCAGAGACUCAACUUUGGAAAGGGAGGAUCAUAAAGGUACCACCAUGUGGCGGGAGUGUAUUUCUCCCUCCUGCACUGCAUCAGUGCAUUUUUCCUCUUACUUUUAUUCAACAUUAUGUGAAAAAUGGGAAACCAAAUAAUUUGCCUUUUGAACAUGGUUAUUUCUGCUUUAUUUGACCUGGAAUUAAUGAAUUCUUUGCCUGGGGUGACUUCUGUGAAUGCGGUGGAUUGAUGACCAUAAAGCUGUGUGUCCCCAAAGACAAUGAUCUUUCCAGCAGCCCUGGCAUGACUCGUGGUACCUGGAGCUGUUUUUAGGAGGCUAGGCCAGUGUGGAAUCUGCUUUGGUACUUUGUCUCCAAGAUACAAAAAAAAUAAAUAUGGACAGAAACAUCAACUUCUGGUUUUGCUUCAUACAGUUUCCCUUCAAUUUAACACCUUAUUUACCAUUUUACUUUAAAUAUCCUUGCUGCAUUUUGCUACUGCAGUAUAAAAAGGUGGUAUUUGGGGGGAAAAAAAGCAUUUUUCCAAGUAUAUAUUUAGAAGUAAGGAAAUAAUUAGAAAGACUUUGUUGGACUAAUAUAACGUGUGCAUUAUGUCUUAUAAGGUAUAAGUGACACACCAACCAUAUGUCAUUCCUUACUGUAUUUGUCACAGCAAAUUGGAAAAGGCAGCACUUUGGUCAAAUAACUGAGUUUUUUUUUUGGGUAGAUGUCUUCCCUUAAAGCUAUGACUUUGUACAACUUGAAGUUCUUCAUGUAGAGCAACUCUUUUUCUCAUUAUGUUUAAUGAAGACAAAGCAUUUUUUGGGGGGGGGGGAAUGCCCUAAUUCUUUACUCAGUGUGGGACCAUUAUCUGUUGAUUUUCCACUUCUCUGUAAAAAGAACAAAAGGAGCUGAAUUAAUUCAAGUGGCUUAAUUAUACACAUUAGGUCACAAUCUCCAUCCUUAAAUACCACUUUUGGCUCUUCCCCUGUGCUUUAUUUGUGUGUAGAAAUUUGAUUGUAAUGUUGCAUCUGCACUGUUCAUCUGUUUCUGUGUUAAAACAAUGUCUUCAGUGCUUUAGCACUUGAUUGUGAAAUUGCUUUUCUUUCUUUAUCUGUUUUUAAACUGAUUUGAAGUCUUUAUCCCAGCAUUUGAGAAAGUUCUGCUACUUUCUGGAU